AACUCCAUCGCCAUCACUGUACACACGGGAGGAGGACACACCCCCACACCCAGCAGGUAAAAAGGUAUUCGGCCGAUUCGGUGACGCCGCUUUCUUGGCUCCUCUCUCGCUCGUCUUCCUCUUCUUCUUCUCUCUCGGUCGCUUUGUUUGGGAGAGAAAAAAAAGGGGGAAGAAAAGAGGCGGGCGGAGCGAGAGAGAGAGAGAGGACGGGUUUGAUUCCUCGAAUCGAGGCAACGAAGCGGCGUCCGGCAGUUUCGCUGGGGCUGGGGAACAUCCCAGCGCUCGGGGAUUCAGCGAGGAGGGCGGCAGCGGGUGAAAGGCGAGGCCUUUAAUUCGCGCCGUUCUUCUCUCCUGACGCGUUUUGCUGCUUCAUUAAUGGGGUGAACUAAAUGCCUGAGGGAGCGCCCAAGGGUCGCACGGGAGGUUUCUCUCCGUUGUUCGGCCGCCAAAUUCGACCUUACUCACGGUGGUGAAGGAAAAGCCGGUGCUUUUGGAGCGCUUGGGUUGGUAUCGUGGCCGCGCGGAUCGGAGUCUCGGCUGAGCGAUAUGCUGAAGAAAGGUGAUACGCUGUACGAAGAGCUGUGGAGGGCGUGCGCGGGACCUCUGGUGGAGAUUCCCCGGGUGGAUGAGAGGGUGUUCUACUUCCCCCAAGGUCAUCUGGAGCAGUUGGAGGUUUCGACAGAUCAGGAGUUGAACCAGCAGAUUCCGCUGUUCAACCUUCCUCCCAAAAUUCUAUGCCGCGUUGUCAAUGUUACUCUAAAGGCCGAACCCGACACUGACGAAGUCUAUGCUCAAAUCACUCUGAUUCCUGAGUCAGACCAAAACGAGCCUACCAGUCCUGAUCCAUGUGUUCUGGAGACGCCGAGACCGGUGGUUCAUUCCUUCUGUAAGAUAUUGACAGCUUCUGAUACAAGCACCCAUGGUGGCUUCUCGGUUCUUCGUAGACAUGCCACCGAAUGUCUUCCUCCUCUAGAUGUAUCACAACAAACCCCCUCACAAGAGUUGGUUGCCGAGGAUUUGCACAGUUUGGAAUGGCGAUUUAAACACAUAUUCAGAGGUCAACCACGGCGACAUUUGCUCACAACAGGAUGGAGUACAUUUGUAGCAUCAAAGAGAUUAGUCGCUGGUGAUGCAUUCAUCUUAAUGAGAGGGGAGAAUGAUGAACUGCGGGUUGGAGUGAGGCGACUCGCCCGCUGCCAAAACACUCUGCCGACAUCUGUGAUAUCUAGUCAUAGCAUGCAUGUUGGACUACUUGCCACUGCAUCACAUGCCAUUUCAACUCAUACACUUUUCAUGGUGUACUACAAGCCUAGGUGUAAUCAGUUCAUUGUUAGUCUCAACAAGUAUCUGGAGGCAACUAAAAAUGAAUUUGCAGUUGGGAUGAGAUUCAAGAUGAAAUUUGAGGGAGAAGAUGUUCCAGAGAAAAGUUUCACUGGUACUGUAAUUGGAAUUGGAGACAUUUCUUCACAGUGGCCAGGUUCAAAGUGGAGAUCAUUAAAGGUGCAUUGGGAUGAAGCAUCUAGCAUUCAGAAACCAGAGAAGAUCUCUCCAUGGGAUGUUGAGCCUUUCGGUCAACCCAUCUCUGCUUCUGGUGAUCCUCAGGCAGCCUUUUCCAAGAAGAGAGCUCGGUCACCCUUGGACCUCCCUGGCACUGAACCUAGUUCAACUUUUAGGCAUCCUGUUGAGGACCAGAUGUUCGACCUAAGACCACCGAACAGCAUCAGCGCUAGGAGCUCAGAGACUCGAUUUCUCUGGUCACCUAGGCAGACAGAGAGCAUCAACUUCAAUUAUUUAAAUAUUCCCAGGCCAUGCAACAGAGGAUUGUUGGAUGGCUGGUCGAAAGACUCAUCUUCACUGCCACAUGUUACGCCCAAGCGUUUGGAGGAUGCUGUUGGUGAUGCAGAGGCCACUCUCCCUUCCUGGGGGCUUGCCUUGACUCCUAUAACUGAAGAACCAUCAUUGGAUUUGGAAUGCAAGAUUGAGAAUGAGAAGAAGCCUAAGAGUAGCGGUUGUUACCGGUUGUUUGGGAUUGACUUAGUCAGUCCUUCCGCUGGCAUAUCUUCAACCGUGUUAUCGGGUGACCAUGCGUGCAUAUCAAGUGCCACAACUGAGGAUCCUGUUGCUGCCACCGCUUUGAACGAGGACUUGGAUGAGCAGUCUGGAGUUUCAAAAGCUUCAAAAGAGACAAAACAAGUGCUGCAGGCAUCUCCAAAGGAGAUUCAGAGCAAACAAAACAUUGCUGCCAGAAGCUGUACCAAGGUUCACAUGCAAGGAAUUGCAGUUGGCCGAGCUGUAGACUUGGCAAACCUAGAAGGUUACGAUGAAUUGUUCAUAGAGCUAGAACAGAUGUUUGAGAUCAAAGGAGAGCUUCGCUGUCGCGACAAAUGGGAGGUUGUCUUUACUGAUGAUGAAGGGGAUAUGAUGCUGGUCGGCGACUAUCCAUGGCCGGAAUUUUGUGAAGUGGCAAGGAAGAUACUCAUCUAUCCAAGUGAAGAUGUGAAGAGGGUGGAGCCUGAGAACAAGUUACCUGCCACUUCUUCCACAUAGGGUGAAGCCAUCUGCUGUUUCCCACCCAGAAGAAAACUCAACUGAAGGUCGGCAUGCUUUCACUCUUCCCUACCGAUCUGUUGGUUGGGGGACUCCUCAUCAUGCAUGACAACAGUCAAUAAAAUGUCAUGCUUCUUGCAAUUCUGUUUUCCAAAAGAAGCCUAUAAUUGAAAGGCUGGUGUUCCGAACGAGUCAGUUUGAUCAUUGCAUCCUUUAAGCGAAGUUUCGCUAUCCUUGCAAUGCAUUCAGCAAA
Musa acuminata subsp. malaccensis (wild Malaysian banana) is the source of this 2800-nucleotide messenger RNA. RefSeq names its product auxin response factor 18. The record is from RefSeq and is a predicted model, not a curated record. Gene Ontology annotation, biological process: regulation of DNA-templated transcription; response to hormone. Gene Ontology annotation, cellular component: nucleus. Gene Ontology annotation, molecular function: protein binding; DNA binding. NCBI's taxonomy places the organism in Eukaryota, Viridiplantae, Streptophyta, Magnoliopsida, Zingiberales, Musaceae.